Messenger RNA from Drosophila subpulchrella, 3381 nucleotides. RefSeq names its product vacuolar protein sorting-associated protein 54 (gene scat). Lineage: Eukaryota; Metazoa; Arthropoda; Insecta; Diptera; Drosophilidae. The record is from RefSeq and is a predicted model, not a curated record. Bases 272 to 3094 code for a protein of 940 amino acids. The transcript is spliced from 2 exons. Gene Ontology annotation, molecular function: syntaxin binding. Gene Ontology annotation, biological process: Golgi to vacuole transport; retrograde transport, endosome to Golgi. Gene Ontology annotation, cellular component: GARP complex.
AUAAUAUUGUUCCACUUACAAUUGCUCAAUUAAGCGACCGCAGAGCGACAGAAACACCCAUAAAUCGGACGAAAUGCACCCGUUCCGCCUUUAGUGAACGUCCAACGAGAGUGGAGUCAUCGCGGGGCAAGCAACAUGCAACAUCUGGCCGAAAAGAGCGUCGAGCGAAGGUAGAAAACAAACAUUGACAUAACACGUCAACGGUUGGGAGCAGCAGUCGAACCACCGGGGAAACCAUACGGCGCGGCACUCUAAUCGCAGAGCAUGUGUUAUGGCCACGACAAGGUCCGCCGGAGAUGCCGCCACGUCCGUUGAGUCCGGAUCGGGACCGGGGAGCGCCGGCUUCAGGAAGCUGUCCACGGCCAGUGGCGGUGGAAUCGCCGGAGGAGCGGCGCCCAGCUGGCAAAGCUGCUACUACUGCACCAGGGAGCACUUCAAGACCAUCAGCGACUUUGUCAAUCACCUACGCAAUCGUCACUGCACCCGCGAGGGCGGCUCCUUCGUGUGUCGCUAUGGCUUCAAUGGAGUAUGCGCCUCCCUGCCACUGGACGGAGUCUCGGACCGCGACUACGACGCCCAUGUGGCCAAGUACCAUGUCAACCAGCACACCCGCGAGAUGCCUCCCGAAUGGGGAGUCUACUCGGCCGCCCAGAACCUGCCAGCAGUGCUCAAUGAUCCCUCGCGCGGCAAGCAGAGCAACCUGUUCACCAAAAAGUGGGGCGAGCACUUUGUGGAGCGCAGUCAUGUCCCACCAUCGCCCCGUUUGCCGGAUAUAACCCAUGCGGACUUUUCCGUAUAUCUGGGCAGCAUCGGGAAGCGAUAUCGCUGGCACGAGCGCCGUCAGCAGCAACUGGAGCGCGAUAAACCGCUGGAGAAUGGAGCACAAGGAACACCUGGACCGGGAAGUGGUGGUCAGACACCCACGCACUUCAGUUCGGUGCCCGAGAUCUUUCUUAAAUCACAGCUUCAGCUACAUAACCCGGCCACCUUCAAGCAGGUGUUUCCCAAUUACAUGCAAACCUCUGCUUCCAGUCCGGAAACCCACCAGCAAACUGGGCGCCAGCUGCAGGAACAGCUGAGUCAGUACCUGGACAUGGUGGAGGUGAAAAUUGCACAGCAGGUUUCGCAGAAAUCAGCUGCAUUCUUUCACGCCAUGACCACACAGCAUGCUAUUUUGGCUGAGAUGGAGCAGGCAGCGGAUCAAGUGCGUCAGUUAAGGGCAGCCCUGGCCCAACUCCACAGCCACUCGGUUGUGGACAGCUUCAAAGUGCUGCGUUUUGCCCAACGAAGACAGCACUACAACCUUACACUAGACAAGCUCCGACUGAUGGCCACCGUGCACAAGACCCAACCGAUGCUACAGCUUCUCCUGGGCACACAGGACUAUGUGGCUGCCCUGGAUUUGAUAGGAACCACUCAGGAGAUCCUUUCCGCCGAACUCCUUGGCAUUCACUGCUUCAAGCACCUGCCCAUGCAGCUAAGCGAGAUGGAGAAGCUUAUCGACAAGAUGCUAACCACGGAAUUUGAACGCUAUGCUGCCGCGGAUCUCAAUCGACCGCUGACGGAUGCCCUCCGUGAGACGGACAGCGUUUGCGCCGAGGAGGAUAAACUGGUUGCCAUCGUGAUGGGUCUGCUGCGGAAGCAGAACUUUUCCUUUGUCCAGGCCUACCAGCAAGAAGCCAUUGCCACCAUUCGAGCCAUCAUAAAACAACUGUUGAUUGAGGUUUUGGCGCGCAGUGACAGCGAUCAAGAAAUCAGCUUAACGGGUCACGGGGAGCAGGCCUUGGAGCUCACCCUGCCCGAGUGGAUUGCCCUCCUGCAACGCUCCAGUCAGGCCUUGGUUUCUAUUCUCGAACGCAUUAAAACUGUAGUGGGUAUAAUGCAGCAAACAGCGGACGCAGCUGUGGGAGCCCAGGAUGCGGUGAAUCUGAUAGAUUCGGAAGCCUUUCUGAGUCCUGGACACCACGAGCAAUUAAAGUCCCAGCUGCAGCACCUCCAACAGGCCGUCUGCCAUUACUGCCAUGAGCGUUGUGCCAAUAUUGUUUCCCCUCAGAGCCUGGAAAAGAGUUCGGCGAGUGAGCAGGAGCUCUCCCAACUCUCUGAGAUUGUGGAACAGUUUGGCGAGACCACGAGGAGCAUUUGUGGAGUGGCCAGUGUGCCUCUUCAGUUAGCCUUAAAAGUCCAGGCCUCGCGAUACGCUCAAAGAUUCCAUUCAGAACGGAAACAGAAGUUGUCUUUACUUCUGGAUCAGGAGCGCUGGCGCCAGGUGGAUAUUCCGCAAGAGUUUCAGAGGAUAAUAGAACGAAUGGCCGCCGGGGAUUAUGCAAAACCGGAGAUGAGUAAUCUGAUAAGCAAUGGCGCAGGCAAUCCCGUGCUUCUGGUGGAAGGUAAACAGCCGUACACUUUGGUCAGCGCUUCGCUGAUGCUCAUCCGAAUGCUGUAUGAAUACGGAGGUAGUGCCCAUAGGUUGCCAUUGCUAGCCAGCUAUCAUGCCCGGAAUGUGGUGGACCUACUGCGGUGUUUCAACUCACGAAGCUGCCAACUCAUCAUCGGAGCAGGCGCCAUGCGGGUGGCUGGCCUAAAGACCAUUACUAGCACCAACCUGGCACUCGUUUCCCGAGCACUCCAACUAGUUCUUUGGCUGCUGCCCAAGCUGAGGGAGCACUUCCAGGCGAUGAGUGGAUACGAGGCCAUCGAGCGGGACUACCAUGGUCACAUCAAAGAGAUCGAAAACAAGAUACACGGGAUAGUAUCCGAGAGGUUAGCAGCUCAGCUGGAAGCCUGGGAUGCCCGACCACCAAUACCUUCUCAGACCUUCCGUCACAUCUCCCGUCAUCUGGUGAAACUCCACGAGGCCAUCGCCGGAGUGCUGCCGGAGGCACAGAUCCACGAGAUCUACGGCGUGGUGCAUCGAAACUUCAAGGACAAGAUGCGGGAACAACUGCUCAAGUUGAAUGUGAACAACAAUGGGGGUCCGCAGCAUGGAGUGGUGACUUCGGAGUUGACCUUCUACAUGGAGACGCUGCGCACACUGAAAGCCCUGCCCGCCGAUCAGCUGGACAACGGUAUUCUGGAGGAGAUCUGGCUUUACUGAGCAUUUCGAAGUAUUCCAAAAGGUUGACGCGGAAAUCCUCCGACCGCCCAGCCGAGUUCGUCUUCAUUGUUUGUUAUCCUUGUUUUAUUUAUUCCAUUUCGAUCGACGCGUCUAAUUUGUUUGCCCCUGUACAUUGCUUGUACUUUUAUGUUCCGCCCUAUAACAAAAGGAAAUAGGAAAUUUAUCUCUUUUGUUGCGCACUUUUUAUAACAUUUAAGCUUAAAGUCACUGAAAAGGCUUAUGAUUAAAGAAUAGUAAAUAAUAAAAAUCGUAUAAAUGAGAAUAAA